Molecule: messenger RNA, 2092 nt
Organism: Sesamum indicum (sesame)
Lineage: Eukaryota; Viridiplantae; Streptophyta; Magnoliopsida; Lamiales; Pedaliaceae
Product: DNA ligase (DUF630 and DUF632)
Source: RefSeq, a predicted model, not a curated record
CCACCGCCCAUGGAGUCUAGCCUCCCUCCCCCUCCUCCUCCACUGCCAACCUUUUCCCCAAUGCCUCCACUUCAGCGUGCUGUCACGAUGCCAGCAAUAUCGCAUUCAGAGAAUAUGAAGGGAAAGAUGAAAGGCAUUGCCAUGGAUGAGAGCGAUAUUUAUGAAGAGGAAGAGGAGGAAGAGGAAGAAGAGAAAGGAGGUUUUCGUAGGAGGAAGAAAGGGGUUGAGGAGGUUGGAGUGGAGACACCGGUAAGGACUCCUCCAAAUCCUACUACUCUGCCGGAGAUUAGAGGAAUGGCAUGGGAUUAUUUUUUUAUGGACAAUAUGCCGCGAGAAUCAUUGGAAGAGGUUGAGGAGGAAGAAGAGAGUUACGUGGAGGAGAGAAAUGGAAAGAUUGAUGGGAAUUUUGGCAAUGUGGGAGGAAAUGUCGAGUUUAAGACGCCAGAGAAGCAAGUGGGAUUUGAGGGUAUUGAAGAGUUCAAGACACCCGAAGAGACACCAGCAAGUGUGGGAGUUGAGAAGCAGUUUCUGCAUUCAAAUACAGCGCCACCUGCGAUGAGUAGGAUUGAAAUCACUGGUGGAAAUGUUGGGGGAAAUAAAAAUAGUGUGGAUUUGUUGAGAGUUUUGAGUGAGAUUGAUGACCAUUUCCUUAAGGCUUCUCAAAGCGCCCAGGAGGUUUCAAAGAUGCUAGAGGCCACAAGGUUGCAUUACCAUUCAAAUUUUGCUGAUAACAGAGGACACAUUGAUCAUGCUGCAAGGGUCAUGCAAGUUAUUACUUGGAACAAGUCUUUCAGAGGCAUCCCUAAUGGUGAUGGCACAAAAGGUAUCCUUGAUGCAGAAGAUUAUGAGACACAUGCCACUGUUUUGGAUAAGUUGCUAGCAUGGGAGAAGAAGUUGUAUGAAGAAGUGAAGGCUGGUGAGCUGAUGAAACUUGAAUAUCAGCGUAAAGUUGCCGUGCUGAACAAACUGAAAAAACGCAAUGCUAGUUCGGAGCAACUGGAGAAAGCAAAAGCUGCUGUCAGCCACUUGCAUACACGGUAUAUAGUUGACAUGCAAUCAUUGGAUUCGACUGUCGCGGAAGUGAAUGAUAUACGUGACAAGCAGUUGUAUCCAAAACUUGUGGCUCUUGUUCAAGGGAUGACCAAUAUGUGGGAAUCCAUGUGCCAACACCAUGAUAGCCAGCUGAAGAUUGUUACCGACCUCAAAUCCCUCGAUGUCUCCGGGGUUCUCAUCGAAACAAGCAAACACCAUCACGAGCGUACCAAGCAGCUCUCGAAUGUCGUCGAGCAGUGGCACUUGCAGUUUGAAAAGCUCGUGACAAAUCAAAGACAUUACAUCAACUCACUCAACAACUGGUUGAAACUAAACCUCAUCCCCAUCGAGAGCAGCCUGAAGGAAAAAGUCUCAUCGCCUCCAAGAACUCUGAAUCCCCCCAUCCAGCCACUGCUCCGUUCCUGGCACGACCACCUCGAGAAGCUCCCUGACGAGGUGGCAAAAAGUGCAAUCGCGUCCUUUGCUGCAGUGAUAAAGACCAUUAUCAUUCAUCAGGAAGAAGAAAUGAAGUUGAAGGAUAAGUACGAGGAAACGAGAAAAGAGUACUUCCGCAAGAAACAGGCCUUUGAAGAAUGGUACCAAAAAUACAUGCAGCGACGACCACCAAUGGACGAGACGGACCCUGAUAAGGCCGUCGAAACGAAUGCCAAGGACCCAGUCUCCGAGAGGCAGUUUCUGGUGGAAAGCCUGAAAAAGAGAUUGGAAGACGAAAUGGAAGAUCACCAGAAGCACUGUGUUCAAGUGAGGGAGAAAUCACUUGGGAGUCUGAAAAUCCGGUUGCCGGAGCUGUUCCGGGCUCUGUCCGACUAUGCUCAUGCGUGUUUCGAUGCCUACGAGAGACUGAGAUUGAUCACACAAUCACAGCAUCCAGGUAGGGCUUCAUAAUCCGAUUUUGUUAAAACCUGUGUACAAUAUUUUUGCAGAGGACUAAGUUUCUUGGAGGUUUCUUUAUGUUGUCUAACAUAUUGCAGUUUUUGCAAUAUUGUUCUUGUAGAACUGUUGUUCGAAUGAGUUAUUUUAUCAGCUUCUUGAGGACUCC